GUAAACAACCUACACGGACACCCCAGCAGUGGAGUUAUUUCCAGACUGCUUAACAGGUAAAAGCAUUAUACACAAUUCAGAUCUUUUUACCCUACAAGUGCUGUGCGUCAAACUUUAGAAAAUGCCUCCAGAUGGGAAAUCUGACAUGGAGCGGAUUGGCGUCUUUAAAGAGAUGGGCUACACCUCAAUAGGGGACAAAUACACGUCUUUUAUUUACCGCCCUUUUAAUGACUCUGCGUACAAGAACAAACAGAUGCUAUUAGGAGGAACUAAAUCAAAGUGCGGACUCCAAACAGGAUACUUCGACACACAGUUUAAAAGGAUCUUCGAGAGAGAGGCGUUCACGGAUCCUGUCAGAAUAGACAGACAAUACAGGAUACUGCAGGCCAAAAAGAACAUUGGGAAAGCCUUUCUUCCUAGUAAUGGGGAGAAAACAACAUGUGGAAUGGGCACCUAUUAUGGGACAUUUGGAGGUCCCAUUCAAGCAAUGAGUGCCCUACAGAUCCCAAGAAAACAAAACAAAUCUGCCGGUAAAAACUUCUACACCAAUCCACCCAAGAAAGGAAGUGGUUAUGGCUAUCCUGACAUUACCCUCUCCAAGAUGGUGUCCUAUUCCUCCGACCCCUACGAUCGAGCCAAGGAAAUGCUAAAGCGUGAGAUCACAGCGCACAAAUCCAUGCUGAAAGGUGGAGCAUUUCGUUUGAACCUUCAUCCAAAUGAAUACUUUGACGGCAAUCCUUACAAAUUUGACAAGCCUCUACCCCCUCCAAAGAAGAUUGAGGAGAAAAAGCACUUUGCCGUGCCCUUUAAGCCGAGUUCACCCAGUAAAAAGGCUGGAGGGAUGAAAGCAGGAGCAUUUGAUUCGUACCCCACAUACUCUGCAGAACCCUACGGCACCAAAAAAAAUAAAUCAGUUGUGGCUAAUAAUGAAGUAAAGAUAUUUCACCCCUCUCCUGGUCCAAAGAGCACACCUAUAAAGAGUAUCAUCAGCCUUAAUGUUAACAAGGCUGUGAACUCCACAAACUACAAUCGAAUCCCGUCUGUGAUGUCCUUUUGAGAUCCUGUCAUGUCUCCAGAUAUCCAUUAGCGAGUUGUCUUCAGAAAAUCAAGAGUGACUGUAAAGAAAUAGGCACCCAGAUGACUCAGAGUGGACACAAUGAAAUUGAGAUUGUUCUUCUGACACUACUCAAGCAAAUGGGUGAUGUCUUUGGCUCAACAACAAAGACGCUCUGUUUAAUACAUGGAAACAAAGGGAGCUAUGAGCUAAGAUGAAACCAUUGAGUGACUGGUAGCCGAGCUCCAGUAUAAACAGAAACACGAAUAUAACUAUUUGGGUUUUGUAAGCUAUGCAGCACCUGUGCAGAAAAUUCCCAAGGUGACACAUAAACCCACUAGGGAAGCAUGUAAAGGCAUGCUGAACAUUAGGCAUUAUGUAUGGAGCUACAUCAGGCAUAAUAAAUUAAAGAGAUAGAUGACCUAAAAACAUAUAUUUAUUUAGCUUUUCUUUAAUUCUUUCGCAGAACUAUUAAAUUAAUAAAUAGAAACCAAGAACAUUCUAAAAAA
Messenger RNA from Danio rerio (zebrafish), 1563 nucleotides. It is a transcript of the gene cfap96, whose product is annotated as cilia and flagella associated protein 96. Lineage: Eukaryota; Metazoa; Chordata; Actinopteri; Cypriniformes; Danionidae. Gene Ontology annotation, cellular component: centrosome. The record is from RefSeq and is marked provisional.